Spirodela intermedia is the source of this 2490-nucleotide messenger RNA. Lineage: Eukaryota; Viridiplantae; Streptophyta; Magnoliopsida; Alismatales; Araceae. The record is from the annotation of a GenBank genome assembly.
AUGUAUGAGUUUCUUUGUGUCGUCUAUCUAAAUAUCUUUCGCAUCUUUGCACUUGAUGGCGAACGCAAGAUAGCGCCUUCAUUUUCUUGCCAACAAUCUCAUGGCUUUUUCUUGUUGUUCUUUCAUCUUCAAAAGAUGGGUUUUAUAUAUCAUGGACCAUGCUGGGGAACAGUAAUUUUACUUUCACUCUUGUCGAUUGGGUUGUACUUGGUGCACAAAAUUCACAAUCUCGCAAGGGUUUUUUCGUCUUUCUUAACUUGUUGUCGCUUGGACUCCCUAGUUGGACUAAACCCUCAGAGGCCUAUACUUAAGAAAAAUCAGUGUUUAGAAUAUUUCAAUCUGUGUGCAUUUUUUCUUCUUAUGAUACGGUGACAACCCUUUUAAAACGUAAAAACAGAGCAGGUAUAGAAAGCUUCCAGACAUCGAGCAAUAUCACAAUCUGGUUAGAGGAGAAAGCAAUCCGUCAGCUUACCUGCUUGUUGUCGGUGUCACAAUUCUAUAUCUUCAACCGUUCAGAAGAUGGCAUACGUGCCUUUUCUUCAGUCAAAUAGGAGGCUUAUUUUUGUCCUGUAAUCUUCUCUGGGCGUCCUUCUCUCACUUCUCUGUUUUUUUUAGAAAGUAGUUGAUUCCAUGGUUACCCUCGGUGUAGGCUGAGAAUCACUGGUGAACUGAAAUCUUUGUGUUCGCUCACCUGUCAACAGUCUUAAGGCCCGCCUCUUCGGAAGCUGAAGUGGGAGAACAGAGUGAGAGGAUGUAGGGGAGCUAAGAAUGGGCCAUUUGACCAAUUUAUUGGGGCAAAAGAAAACAUAGUCCAGUCACGUUGACCCCUUUUAGAUCAGCAUUCGAAGCAGCUACUAACAUGAUCGCAUUAUUUUUAUACAUUUCAGACGUUGGUGUUGGAUGUGUGCGAUGAGACAGAUAUCGCAGAGCUCAAACUCAAGGUAUGAUUUGUGACCAGAUGAAUUCGAUAGCAGCUUCUUAUUGCCUCAUUUGGUAGUGUGAAAAUGACGGCCUUUUUCAAAGAAAAAUCCUGUCAAAUUCCUGCAUGAACAAUGUGGUUUUCUAUGUAGAAACUAUAUUGAUUGUUAUUGAAUAAAUGAUUGCACUAUUGCGUUAACUUUUUCUCAGGUGGGAGGCUUCGAAAUGCAUCUAAGAAGGAAUGUAGGGGCUCCAAGAUCUCCACCUCAUAUUGUGUCGCCAACGACGGCGCCGCCAAUUCCUAGCGAGCCGAUGGCCCAAUCAAUCCCUGCAGCACCCUCGGGCACACCUCAGAGGCCCCCUCAGGUGCCCACCAGUCCGUUCUCCAACGCCUCGUCAGUGAAGGCGACGAAGCUAGCUGCUCUGGAGGCUUCUGGAAUAAAGACAUAUGCCCUCGUGUCGUCUCCAACGGUAGGGAAAGGCCCCGGCUCUGUGUCUUCUCUCCAUUUGUGUUGAUUAUCCUGCCCACACGCCAAGAUCUUAGCCCACCGAAUGCUCGCAGGUGGGAUCAUUCAGAAGCGGGAGAACGAUUAAAGGGAGGAAACAGCCGCCGAGCUUUAAGGAGGUAUUGCCGAAACUUGGUCUGUUAUCUUUCGUUUUUCCUUUCCACGAUUUUAACAAGAUCAAGAAGUGAUAAACUAGCGAGCGAGGAGAGAGAGAGAGAGGAACCCAGAAAUGAGCUCCAGGCGAGAUAUAGAGAGAGAGAGGAAGCUAGAAAUGGCUUGAUCAGGCCCUUAUGAAAACAUGGUAGAGAGAGAGAGAGAGAGCAACCCAGAAAUGAGCUAGGCAAGAUAGAGAGAGAGGGAGCUAGAAACGGGCUGUGUCAGACCCUUACGAAAACCGCGAGAGAGAGAGAGAGAGAGAGAGAGGAAGACAAAUGGGCUUCAAGCGAAAUAGAGAGAGAUGAACCUAGAAAUGGGCUUUGAUCAGGCCCUUAUGAAAACCGGGCAGAGAGAGUGAGACCCAGAAAUGAGCUCCAGGCGAGAUAGAGAGAGAGGAACCUAGAAAUGGGCUACGUCAGACCCUUAUGAAAACCGGUUAGAGAGAGACAGGGAGAGACACAGGUAGGCUUCAAUUUCCCAGAAAAGAAAGAUUAUCUAUUGGAGCAGCGUUUUCCCCUCAUGCUUCUGCGAUGUGUCGCAAAAACCAGGGCGAUCUGAUCGACGAGGGGCAGAUUAUCGGAUAUUUAGAUCAAUUCGGCAACGAACUCCCUGUCAAAGUGAGUAUUCUUCCUAACUCCCCUCCCCAGCUCUCAAGCUCAGCUCUUCCGAACUACAACGAAUCCCUUUCUCUUCUGUGUAGUCUGAUGUAGCCGGAGAAGUCCUAAAGAUUCUCUGCAAGGAUGGAGGUACUCUCUCUCUCUCUCUCUCGCUAGCCCUACAAAUCCUUUCUUUUUUUGGUCAUUCCUCGCUGAUGAUCGCCACAUUUGACAUAAUCCAACAUGCAGAUGCUGUCGGCUACGGCGACCCGCUCGUAGCCGUCCUGCCUUCAUUCCACAGCACCAUCCUGUGA